Messenger RNA from Penicilliopsis zonata CBS 506.65, 2106 nucleotides. RefSeq lists its product as hypothetical. Bases 1 to 2106 code for a protein of 701 amino acids. Gene Ontology annotation, biological process: DNA-templated transcription. The record is from RefSeq and is a predicted model, not a curated record. The transcript has 5 exons. Gene Ontology annotation, cellular component: nucleus. Gene Ontology annotation, molecular function: zinc ion binding; DNA-binding transcription factor activity, RNA polymerase II-specific; DNA binding. Lineage: Eukaryota; Fungi; Ascomycota; Eurotiomycetes; Eurotiales; Aspergillaceae.
AUGGCGCCAGGGACUGUGCUGUCAGGGACCACAGCUGCAAAGGUUCCCUCACCUGGCUUUAGCGCUGGAGCGCGGCCAUACCGAUCCCAUAAGGUCAGAGCCUGCGAUUUGUGUAGGAAGCGCAAGUCGCGGUGCACGGUCGAUAUUCCUGGGAAGUCAUGUGUGCUGUGUCGGGUUCAGGGCGCGGAUUGCCACUAUCAAGAUGAUAGCAAUUUAGAUGUCGCUCCCGAGGGUGGUGCGGAUACCAAGAGAUGGUCGGUGGCUGGUCAGAAUCUAGAAGACACGGUGCUGGGAAGAAAAAGAAAGCACACCCCGGACCCGGCGUCGGCUUCUGACAAACGUGUUCAUCCCUAUCAGCCUCCAGAGAUGCCUGGAUUCCGUCGCUCCAACAGUACGGGCCAAAUCCAAGAAGGUGAAUCGAGACGCCAGCGGUUUGACGACGAUCCGCAAAACAAAUCGGUGCUGGUGGUGGGCCCUCUUGUUGCUGAAGAUGCGCAGGUCAUUGAGAAAUUCAUGCCUCCAGAACACUCAACCCAGUCCCCCGAACCCGAUAGUCAUCCAUACAAUGUCUAUUCGAGUGAUCCCAAGAAGCCCAUUUUGUACACUACAGUCACCAGACGAAGGCAGGGCGUACGAAGGGGCAUCCCUCCAGGGGAGAACCAGAAGGAAGUCCUUGAGCAGAUCCUCGGACCCUUCAAGCACGACCUUGUGAGGCUGUUCCUCGACAGGUUCAAUAUCGCGUUUCCGAUUCUUGAUGGCGAAGCAUUCUGGGAGUCUUUCAUCUCAGAAGAUCCCACCGACCCUCCGGCGUCACUGCUCUGUCAAGUGUAUUCGAUGUCGCUCGUCUACUGGAAGCACACGCCUAAACUCGCCUGCCAUCCAAAACCAGACGUUCGGUAUGCAAUAAAUCAGACCGUAGCUGCUCUCCACGAAGACUUUUCGGCACCGGGUCUAUCCACUAUCAGCUGUGCGCUCAUCGACCUAACCGGGCGCCCGAUCUUCUCAAUGACUGGGAACGCUAUUAGCUGCGGGAGAACCGUAUCCCUUGCCCAUUGCCUCGGUCUCAAUCGCGAUCCCAGCAACUGGAAGCUGUCUCGGCUGGAAAAAAAUCUCCGCAUUCGCCUAUGGUGGGGCGUUGUCAUUCAUGACCGUUGGGGAAGUUUCGGACACGGCGUUCCUUCUCAAAUUUCAAAAAAUCAGUAUGAUGUACCAAUUCCAACAAUUGAUGUACUUGUUCCUCCGGCCUUUCGUACGACAGAGCGUGUGAGAGCCGCCCAGUGCCAUAUUGCCCUAUGUCGGCUCACUGAAAUAUUGGGUGAAUUGCUCCCGUUAGUCUACGGACUACAGCAUAAAUUCACUUCGGACACUGUUAAAAAGGUCCGGCAAACCAUCAGACAAAUCAGAAAUGAUUUAGACAUGUGGGAGGACUGUUUGCCAGACUGGUUCAAAUCACCCACUGGCUCCUCAGAACAAAUAUGGGGCUCCAGCAGCAGUUUAAAGCUUUCAUUCCUCGCAGUGAAAAUGCUUGUCAGCAGGGUUGAAUUAAAUGAGGUUAAUAACGCUGAAACUGAUAAUCCUGAAGCCCGUCGCUACUUCCAAACCGAAUGUCGAAGAUCGGCAGAAGACAUAGUUCAGUUCAUCUCAUCAUUACGGAAGGAAAACUUCCAUGAGUUCUGGCUUCCCUAUAGCGCCUUCCACCUGACAUCCACCGCUACUCUACUUGUCCGAUGCGCCCUUGAGACAACCGAUAGCGAGGUCGCCCAAUCAUGCAUCGCACAUGUUGAAAACCUGCGCUCCGUUCUCCGUCGUGUCCGAGAUGAAGAGGACUGGGAUGUUGCAGACAUGUGUAUAGACCACUGCGAACGGAUCCUAAGCAGACUCCCUCGAGUGAACACCAAUACUAACGAGGGCAUGGUCGACGGCAUAAUGAAUAUGCCGCGCUUGGUAAAUCCAGCUGCGAUCUCACUACCCGAGACGCAAACAAACAACGAUAUCGUUGACGACAUGAUGUCCAUCUCUGGAGCGUUCGGUACUAUGGACGGCUUUCCGUUCGAUAUGACAGGCAUAUGGGAUGUGUCUGUGUUCCAAGACGUCAAUUUAACAUGA